This is a messenger RNA of Momordica charantia (bitter melon), 1774 nucleotides long. Its product is annotated as Glutaredoxin family protein. Lineage: Eukaryota; Viridiplantae; Streptophyta; Magnoliopsida; Cucurbitales; Cucurbitaceae. The record is from RefSeq and is a predicted model, not a curated record.
AAUUAAAAUAAGUUGUACCAGUUGAGGAAAGAUUCAAAAUGUUUCUUCUUGCUUGUUUUAAUGUGAUCAUUGAUGUAAAGAUGUUUCUUCAAAUAGUUAAGUUACAUUUGAACUCUUGUACUUGAUACCAUCUGGUCAUCGUAAAGAUUUUAACAGGUAGGAGAGAGGAAUGCAAAGUGGGAGGGAGGAAAAUUUUUUUCUUUCUCCAGAAAAAGAAAAAUAAAUAGCUACCAAAAUCUUGAUGAUGGGAAUCUCCCAUAUUAUUAGGGAAGUAUUUUCCUUUUAUAGUUAAUAUUUUCUAGUCUCUUGUAUGCAUAAUUACCUGAAAAAGUAUUUUUCUUCAUUAGGCUGAAUUUUUUAGACUCUUGUUAGAUCAGGAAGCAUGAACAGCAUAGGCAUGCAUUGUCUCCCGACGAAUCAUGAAGCUUGUUGAAAAAGUGCACGAGUUAAACUACAGAAGGUUCCUUUCCUAUUCCCACUCCCAUAUACCAAAUCAUGAUGGGGGAUGAUAGUUUAGUCUCUGCCCCUUUUCACUUUGCUGCUUUACUGAUAAAGCUUACCAAAUAAGCCUCCACUUUCUAAAGCCAUUGGAGUCCAGAAGUGCAAUUGAUGACAAGAAAUAGGUGAAGGAAAUGAAGGGAAGGCUGAUGAAGAAGAUGAAACUCUUUCCUUCCAUUAGCUCAAUAAAACAAGGUCUCUCUCUUCUGUCAGACCCCACUGAAAACACUUGUAGCCAAAUGUGUGAAACCCCACCAGUUUUUCAAGAACAAAUUGCCAAGAGCAGCAAUUUCAGGGUGUCCCUGCCAGUAGUAGAAUGUAGCUUCAUAUCCCAACAUGUUAAAGAUCUGGAAGAUGGAGGAUGUGAACUUGGAAUUAGUGUCAGCAACCGAAAUCAUCCCGAUCACUUUAUAAAGUCGGAAGAAACGUUGGCUGCCAAGCAUAAUUCAGAGCCUCCAUGCCUAUCAGAAAUCAAUGCUAUGGAACCAAAUGGUGGGCUCCAAGUGGAAGUAGACAAUCAUCAAGAACAUCCAUCAUCUUUACUAGACUUUGAAGUGAGGUGCCCACCGGGAGGAAGCGAAUCCGUUGUAUUUUACUCAACGAGCUUGAGAGGCAUUAGGAAAACGUUCGAAGAAUGCAACAGUGUUCGGUUCCUGCUCGAAAGCUUCAAAGUGUUGUUCUUCGAGAGAGAUGUGUCGAUGCACUUGGAAUUCAGGGAGGAGCUGUGGGAAGUCUUGGGAGGCAGGGUGAUCCCACCUCGGCUUUUUAUUAAGGGAAGGUACAUCGGAGGAGCGGACAAGGUGGUAGGCUUGCAUGAGCAAGGAACGCUAAGGAAACUGCUCGAAGGCAUACCAUUAGACUUGGCAAAUUCACCAUGCUCUUGCUGUGCAAACACCAGGUUUCUGGUCUGCCCAAGCUGCAAUGGCAGUUGCAAGGUUCUGAAAUAUGACAAUAAUGACAACGCCGACGAUGACGUUUUGUAUAUUAGAUGUCCCGAUUGCAACGAAAAUGGGUUGGCCAAAUGCCCCAUUUGCUGCUGAAAACACUUAUAAUCUUCCCCAUGUAACAACACUGUCUUCUUCUAUGUAAGUCAACAUCUUCUUUAUUAGAAGUUUUUGUUCAUUAGUUAGCUUGUUAGGACUCAAUGGCCACGUCACAGUCGAAUUCUCAACCGCUGUGUAGUCUUUAUGUAGUUUUAGUAUCUCUUCUCCUAGUAGACUGCUUUUGAUUCCUGCAAGACAAUGAAAUCUAGCAAUCAAAGCUACAUUUUCUUGAA